AUGUGGAAGGAAACUAGCUUGUUUAUAAAGAAUAAUAGGGACAUCAUGAUUACAAGAGCCGACAAGGGGAAUGUGACAGUGGCAAUGAGUAAAAUGGAAUAUAAGAAAAAUAUGCUAAGUUUACUUAAUGAUAGGGAUACAUAUGAAGUAGUUAAAAGGGAUCAAACCAAUGUUUUAUCGAGGAAAUUGAGAGAAUUGUUGGCUAGAUGGGAGAAAAAAGAAUUUAUCACUCAUUACACAUACAAUAGUUUAAAUGUGAGUGAAGGUGUGUUGCCGGGAGCAUAUGGACUCCCGAAAAUACACAAAAUAGGAGCACCUCUUAGAAUUAUCAUUUCAACCAUAGACAGUCCGUUAUACCCGUUGGCAACAUUUCUACACAAAAUUAUUCAAAAAGUCAGUGUGAACUCAUUUAGUCAGAUAAAAAACAGUUUUGACUUGAUUAAUGUUUUGAAAAAAACUACGUUAGAUGACAAUUUUAUUUUAAUCUCACUUGACGUCGUUUCAUUAUUUACGAACAUACCCAUUGACUUAGCUUUGGACAGCAUCUCUCUUAGAUGGCCUUCGAUUUCUAACAGAACGAAUAUUACUAGGGACGAAUUUUUUAUUGCAUUAAGACUGGUGAUUGAUUCGACUUUUUUCUCUUUUGACAACGUUAUUUAUAGACAAAAAUUCGGCAUGCCUAUGGGUUCACCUCUGUCUCCGGUUAUCGCUGAUAUUGUGUUACAAGAUUUAGAGAGGAAGGCGUUAGAUACUUUAGGCUUUUAUAUACCAUUUUAUGUGCGAUAUGUGGAUGAUAUUGCUAUGGGUGCUCCUGUCGAAAAAACCUCAAAAAUUUUGGACGUUUUUAACUCAUUUCAUCCUCGAUUACAAUUUACGUUAGAAAUAGGUGGAAAUAGGUUGAAUUUUUUGGACAUCACCAUCAUUAAGAAUAACCAAUCUCUGGAAUUUGAUUGGUACCAUAAGCCAACAUACUCGGGGAGAUAUUUGAAUUUUUUUUCUGAACAUCCUUUGUCGCAGAAAAAGGGCACUGUUAUGGGAAUGGUUGAUAGAGCUUUUCUAUUAUCAGUACCUAAAUAUCAUAAAAAGAAUUUAUUAUUUGUGAUAGAGACACUUAUGAAUAAUGACUAUCCGGUGGAUUUUAUUUUCAAUGUAAUGAAUGAACGUCUCAAAUCUUUAUUACAUGGAAAAACGUUGAGGCAAAACAGUAACAUUGAUAGCGACACAGAUGUAAAAAACAAUAUGUGGUUUGCGUUCCCCUAUGUAACUAAGGUUUCGGAUAAAUUUAGAGAUAUCACCAAGGAUUAUAAAGUAAACCUGGCGUACUUUAGUCUCAAUAAGCUUAGCUGUUUUAUAAAAACACAUAAAGAUCCGAUACCAAAUAUGUCUAAAAAGAACGCAGUAUAUAAGAUCAAAUGUAAUGACUGUGAUGCUUCAUACGUUGGUCAGACUAAACGUAUAUUAAAGACGAGAAUUAAUGAGCACCGUAAUGAUAUUCGAAAAAAUAUUAAUAAUCAUUCGGUAAUUACAGAACAUAGACUUAAUUAUAAUCACGAUUUCGAUUGGGAAAAUGUAGAGAUAAUGGACAAUGAAAGAUUUUUAUUUAAACGACGAAUAUCAGAAAUGGUGCACAUACAGUUGCAAAAAAAUGGGUUAAACUUACAGUCUGACACAGAAUUUCUACACCAUGCGUAUAUUUCGAUCUUGAAUAAUUUGUAA
Messenger RNA from Trachymyrmex cornetzi, 1716 nucleotides. RefSeq lists its product as uncharacterized. Lineage: Eukaryota; Metazoa; Arthropoda; Insecta; Hymenoptera; Formicidae. The record is from RefSeq and is a predicted model, not a curated record. Bases 1 to 1716 code for a protein of 571 amino acids. The transcript has a single exon.